Molecule: messenger RNA, 588 nt
Organism: Ramularia collo-cygni
Lineage: Eukaryota; Fungi; Ascomycota; Dothideomycetes; Mycosphaerellales; Mycosphaerellaceae
Exons: 3
Coding region: 1-588 (195 amino acids)
Source: RefSeq, a predicted model, not a curated record
AUGCCGACAUGCAGGAAGAAUCUUCGCGCGAAGAUUCGAGAAGAGCCGUACAACGGACUCAGACUCAACAAGAAGCAGCCCUUUGUUACCAGUACCCUCGUGGUCGAUAACACGGCUUACAUCUCCUCUUCUCUCAAGGGCGGCCCGUUUCUAUAUCUGCUUAAUGGGGAGACAGACCCCAAUAAGAGCCGCUAUACGGACUUGAAUCCAAAGCUUGAAAUCACCGAGGUGCAGAGAGCUUUGACAAGGUGCCAAUUGGCCAAAUUUACAGAAGAGGGUGUCAAUCCAGGUCAUCGGACCGGCGCCAACUGCGGCGAGCAAAUGGCGGCUCUCGCAUUCGUCACAACUCAAAGCCAGCGAAGCCUGAAAGGAGCCAAAAUUAUCUCAAUACAGGGGAAAAAAGACAACGCAAGUGUUGCGCCACCAUGUGGUGACCCAAAGGGUAACCUGAUUUUCACGGGAGAAUGGGGUUGUCAUGACUUUACUUCGGAGAUCGGUAUGGGUAUGACGGUGAUUAAGAGUAAGGAUCGAAAGGCAAGGGAUGUAUCACCGCAAGAUAUCGCGAUUACAUAUGCGGUUUACCCUUGA